CCUGAUUGGCCACAUCGAUCACGCCCACCCGCUUCGGGACAAUGCUCUUCUGCCUCCACCACGGGUUGCUUGACUGACUGAUUGAUUGAUCCAUCGAACACCCCUUGGAGGCGAAAAAAAACUUUGGAGAGUAACAUAGCUCAGAGAGGGCAAACUGGUCAAUCCUGCCUCUAGCGGCCGCGUGCCAUCUUCUAAGCAGCAGCUCGCUGCUCUUCUAUUGGCUGAAGCCUCUAAUAAUAACAGGGACUAGGCCCCAGCUUCCUUUCCCUCUGCUUAGAAGACGAGCUUGCUUGACUCCUCGUCAUCUUUCCCCACCAAACCACCUCGCUGCCUCUGCUUUCCUUCGCUCACUCACCUUUCUUUCCACCAAACCUCCGCCUCACAACCCGCCGACAAGUUCGGCCGAGCAUUCACUUCAGCGUCUACUCGACGUACAAAUACAUCGACAGCCGCCCCGCGACUCAACCCCGCACCCCCACUGCCGGCCAACCAUCCCAAUCACUUUCUCUCAAACCUCGCAAAUAUGAGCGCUGGUGCAAAGAAGCGCAUCAUGAGGGAAUACGGCGAGUGUCUUGCCGACACCCCUCCCGGUAUGAAGAUCAACUUCGACGAGCAGAACAUGACAAAGUGGGAGGUUCUCCUCGAUGGUCCCGAUCAAUCUUACUACGCCGGCGGUCACUUCAAGCUGGAGAUCAACUUCCCCAACGAGUACCCCUUCAAGCCCCCAGUCGUCGCUUUCAAGACCAAGAUCUACCACCCCAACGUCUCCAACGACGACAAGGGCUCCAUGUGUCUCGGUCUCUUGCGCCCUGAUGAGUGGAAGCCGCCGAACAAGGUCGUCGCCGUUCUCCGCCUCAUCCAGACCCUGCUCAUCGAGCCCAACAUCGAUGACGCCAUCGAACCCAGCAUCGCCAACGAGUACAAGGAGAACCGCAAGGAGUUUGAAAAGUCGGCCAAGGAUUGGGUCAAACGGUACGCAAAAUAGACC
This is a messenger RNA of Periconia digitata, 988 nucleotides long. The record is from the annotation of a GenBank genome assembly. Lineage: Eukaryota; Fungi; Ascomycota; Dothideomycetes; Pleosporales; Periconiaceae.